Messenger RNA from Miniopterus natalensis, 1495 nucleotides. The record is from RefSeq and is a predicted model, not a curated record. Lineage: Eukaryota; Metazoa; Chordata; Mammalia; Chiroptera; Miniopteridae.
ACCGCAGCGGACAUCGCCCAGAGGAGCCUUGCGUCCCUCCCGUGGCGACCAGGGCCCAAGCCGGAGAGCGACAGGUGUAGCCGCCCGCCCAGAAACCAAGCACCAUGUGCGACGAAGACGAGACCACCGCCCUCGUGUGCGACAACGGCUCGGGCCUGGUGAAAGCCGGCUUCGCGGGCGACGACGCCCCUAGGGCCGUGUUCCCGUCCAUCGUGGGCCGCCCUCGCCACCAGGGCGUCAUGGUGGGCAUGGGGCAGAAAGACUCCUACGUGGGCGACGAGGCGCAGAGCAAGAGGGGCAUCCUGACGCUGAAGUACCCCAUCGAGCACGGCAUCAUCACCAACUGGGACGACAUGGAGAAGAUCUGGCACCACACCUUCUACAACGAGCUCCGCGUGGCCCCCGAGGAGCACCCCACCCUGCUCACCGAGGCCCCCCUCAACCCCAAGGCCAACCGCGAGAAGAUGACCCAGAUCAUGUUUGAGACCUUCAACGUGCCGGCCAUGUACGUGGCCAUCCAGGCGGUGCUGUCCCUCUACGCCUCCGGCCGGACCACGGGCAUCGUGAUGGAUUCUGGGGAUGGCGUCACCCACACGGUGCCCAUCUACGAGGGCUACGCCCUGCCCCACGCCAUCCUGCGUCUGGACCUGGCUGGCCGGGACCUGACCGACUACCUCAUGAAGAUCCUCACGGAGCGGGGCUACAGCUUCACCACCACGGCCGAGCGGGAGAUCGUCCGGGACGUCAAGGAGAAGCUGUGCUACGUGGCCCUGGACUUCGAGCAGGAGAUGGCCAGCGCGGCCGCGUCUUCCUCUCUGGACAGGAGCUACGAGCUUCCCGACGGGCAGGUGAUCACCAUCGGGAACGAGCGCUUUCGGUGCCCCGAAGCCAUGUUCCAGCCCUCGCUCCUGGGCAUCGAGUCCAGGGGCAUCCACGAGACGGCCUUCAACUCCAUCAUGAGGUGCGACGUGGACAUCCGCAAGGACCUGUACGCCAACACCGUGCUCUCCGGGGGCAGCACCAUGUACCCGGGCAUCGCCGACCGGAUGCAGAAGGAGGUGCUGGGCCUGGCCCCCGGCACCAUGAAGAUCAAGAUCAUCGCCCCGCCGGAGCGCAAGUACUCCGUGUGGAUCGGCGGCUCCAUCCUGGCCUCGCUGUCCACCUUCCAGCAGAUGUGGAUCACCAAGCAGGAGUACGACGAGGCCGGCCCGUCCAUCGUCCACCGCAAAUGCUUCUAGACCCCGCGUCCCCACAGCGCGCCACUUCUCCUCAGGACGACACCUCUGCCCGACAGGCAGGCGGCGGACCUCGAGCCACCGCGCAGCAACUUUCUCUCCAGCAACUUUGUUGCAGCCGCCGCGAACCGACACAGUGUUUAUAACGUGUACAUACAUUAACUUAUUUACCUCAUUUUGUUAUUUUUAAAACAAAGCCCUGUGGAAGGAAAAGGAAAACUUGAAGCAUUAAACUCAGCCAUUCUGUUAUGCUGCGUAAA